Elgaria multicarinata webbii is the source of this 12194-nucleotide messenger RNA. It is a transcript of the gene CBX6, whose product is annotated as chromobox 6. The transcript is spliced from 5 exons. The record is from RefSeq and is a predicted model, not a curated record. NCBI's taxonomy places the organism in Eukaryota, Metazoa, Chordata, Lepidosauria, Squamata, Anguidae. Gene Ontology annotation, molecular function: chromatin binding. Gene Ontology annotation, biological process: negative regulation of transcription by RNA polymerase II. Bases 174 to 1409 code for a protein of 411 amino acids. Gene Ontology annotation, cellular component: PRC1 complex; chromatin.
UGUUCACGACCCGCUCGAGCCGCUGUCGCGGGAACGGCAGAGUCGCUGGCUCGCCUCAGCCAGUCAGUCAGUCACUCAGCCCUGAGGAGGGAGGAAGGGAAAGCGAGGGAGCGGGCGGGAUUAUUAUGGGCUGUGGGUGCCGCCGCUGCUGCUGCUGCUGAGGCUGAGGAAAGAUGGAGCUGUCUGCAGUGGGUGAGCGGGUCUUCGCGGCCGAAUCCAUCAUCAAGCGGCGGAUCCGAAAGGGACGCAUCGAAUACCUGGUGAAAUGGAAAGGCUGGGCCAUCAAGUACAGCACUUGGGAACCUGAAGAGAACAUCCUGGAUUCCCGCCUGAUCGCAGCUUUCGAGCAAAAGGAACGUGAGCGUGAGCUGUACGGACCUAAGAAGAGAGGACCCAAGCCUAAAACUUUUCUUCUGAAGGCUCGGGCCCAGGCGGAGGCCCUACACAUUGGGGAUGUACAUUUUUCUGUCAAGCCUAGUUCUAGCACAUCCUCGCCUAAACUCCACUCGAGUGCUGCUGUGCACCGGCUCAAGAAGGACAUCCGGCGAUGCCACCGUAUGUCCCGGCGCCCUUUGCCACGCCCAGAUCCCCAGAAUAGCGGAGUGGGUGGGGGUACGGGCAUCCGCCCUCCUGUCUCGCCCUUUUCGGAGACCGUCCGCAUCAUCAACCGCAAGGUGAAGCCUCGUGAGCCCAAGCGCAGCCGCAUCAUUCUCAACCUGAAGGUCAUUGAUAAAGGUGGGAAAGCCACUGGUGGGGCAGGAAGCUUGGCACGGCCCAAGAUCCCUUCGCGAAACCGUGUCAUUGGCAAGAGCAAGAAGUUCAGUGAGAGCAUGCUUCGUAACCAGAUCCGCCACAUGAAAUUUGGAGGCUUCCCUCUGUACAACAAGCCGUCAGUUCCCGCCCCAUCCUUGGAGGGCAAGACAGAGGCAGGAGGCUCCCAAGGUACCUCAUGUGCGCUCAUGGGCUCCGCUGCCUAUGAUGCCCGCAGUUCCAGCUCCUCUGACUGCCCCUCACCAGCUCCACACUCCUCAUCUGAUCCAGAUGAUUCUCCACCAAAGCUGCUUCCCGAGACGCUAAGCCCUGCCAUUCCUGACUGGCGAGAGUCAGAGGUCCUUGACCUGUCAAUUCCGCCUGAGUCAGCAGCCACCAGCAAGCGGUCUCCUUCCGGGGGAGGCUGCGGUGGUCAGAUGCCGUCAUCUCCAUCCUCUUCUGACCCAGAGCAGGAAGCUGGUGAUUGGCGCCCUGAAAUGUCCCCUUGCUCUAAUGUGGUGGUCACUGAUGUCACCAGCAACCUCCUGACGGUCACCAUCAAGGAAUUCUGCAAUGCAGAGGAUUUCGAGAAGGUGGCAGCAGCUGGAGGAGGAGGAGGUGGUGGUGGAGGUGGUGGUGGUGGUGGCAGCAGCAAAUGAGAAGCUGCGUUCCUCUUUCACAGGUUGGGGGAGGGGGAUGGGACAGGGAGGCUCUACUGCAAGGUCAUGCAUGGUGUGAAUGCCUGUUUUCUCCUCUCCUCAUCAUCCAUUCUUUCUCUUUUUGCUUGGAAAUUAAGGUGGUCGUAUAGAAAUGGGAACAGAUGUGUUUGAAGUUCCCAAAUGUCACAGCUGCUAGUGUUUAUGGUGAAGACAUAAGUUUCCCUUUAUGUCUUCAAGGAUUAUGUUGCACUGACUUAGAGACUAGUGAAUAAGAACUUGAGAGGAUAGGUGGGUAUGUUUAAAUGAGGAAAGUUAUAUAUUUUUUUCCAUUCUGUUAAAUAAAACACAAACCUUUGGCCAAACAGCUGGGCAGAGUCUGUACUCCCUAUUUUACAGUUCUCUGCAGCUCUGUCCAUGUCUCCUUCUCUUAAAUCUGUGACUUGGGUAAUAGCUAGCAUUAACUACACCCUAGGAAGAAUAACUUUUGAGGGGAAGGGAGAGGCUGCUGCAGAACUUCUAAGGGAAUGUGGGUGUCCUAACCCUGGAAUAUGCUCCUGGGCAUUCUUUAUUUUUGCAUAUAUUAGAAGUGCUAACUUGGUAAACGUGAUGAUUUUGGAAAGGGGGGAGUCAUGUUGGUCUGUUGCAGCAAAAACGAUGAAGAGUCUUGUAGCACCUUAAAGAUGUGCACAUUCAUUAUGGCAUACACUUUGUAGGUUGUAGUCCACAAAAGCAGUGUAUUCAUUUUUAAGAUGCCGCAAGGCUCUUCGUAAUUGUGGGAGCCCUUGUAGACAGCUGGGUGCAUUCUCCCCCUCCCACUUGUCUUGAACCAUUUCUCUAUCAGUCCUGGCUCUAGCACACCCUGCACAGGUUUUGCUCAAGCGAGAGCUGCUUCAGACUUAUUAAGCUAACAGUCUUGUCCUGUAUUGUGUGCUGCUCUUCCUUCCCCUCCUUUACAUCUGAGGUGCCUGGGUCCCCUUCCUGAAACCUACUAAUGGUGAAAAGGGAGAGGAGCCCCACAUCUGCCCUUCCAUUUGGGAGAGGUGGAAAUAUUGUGCAGUGAGAUAAAACCCACUAUUCUUAUUUUUCAUUGGUGAACUUAAUUCCAUCAUUCCUUCAGUGUAUGGAUAAAAAGCAUUUGCUGCUUGUGUUUUUCCCCAUCUACAUACAAGUGAGUUGGGAGAACAUUCCCAUCAGCAAUUCCCAGGAUCUCACUCUGCCUCUGCAGUUACCAACCAAAGGUGCUAAUUACCUAUUGUAAAAACUUACUCUAUGUCUCUUAGAUCUUGGUGUGUAUGUGUGGUGUGCAUGUACAGUGUAUGUUUGCCUCUCCCUCCCAUCCACCUGUCCACAACACCUUGCUUUUCAUGAAUUCAUUCUGAUGAAACCUUAACUUAGUCUUGAAAGCAAGUAAUAAUGUGGCUGUUUUUGCUAUCUCACCACCAUUGCCCAUAAGCUAUUAAUAACUAUGAAUUUGUGUCCAAAAUUCACUGCAGAGGUAAAACCAUUUCUGCAACCUUCUAUUUCAUGGUUCUUCUGUUUAUGUUCCAGCCUUGCUGCAAACUUCCCUUAUCCUGUGUGCCUCUGUUUCGUUUCCAGUGGCACACGUACGUGUGUGUGUGUGUUGUGUUGCCUGUCAUACUAUUGUAAACUUUGUUACACUGUGGAGGGAAGGGGUAUGUUUGAGGUAAUAAUUCUUAAGGGCUUGUCUGCAUGCUACGCUGUCACUGAACUAACUAAAUCCAGUUUUUAAUGGCAUCUCUCUUCCCUGUAUUCCUGUUUGAACUUUCUACUUUCAAGGGCUUGCUUUUGCUUGUUUUUUUACAUUGAGUUAAUUAUUUAUACAUUUGUGUAGAAGGCUGGUUCUGCAAGUAUUGUGGUUUUUGCUUCUUGAUUGGCAAGUUUUUUUAAAAGUGAGGUGCUUUGACCUUUUCAGUAUUUCACAUUAGGAAGGACUUGCCUUUUCUCUGUAACCCCCACCCUAGGUUCUUUUAAAGCAGCCCCACUUUUAUUCCUUCACUUUGCAAAGUUUGACUUGGCUACAUCUGUGCUUAAAAAGAAGCUGUGUUCAGGAUUGAUGGCCAAGUACAGGAUUGAGAGAUGAUGUGUGGUGAUACCUUAUUAAUAAUCUUAAAUAUGAGUGUCUAUACAUAGAGAUGCCUACCAAAAGCAAAAUGUAUAAUGUUAAACAGUGUGGUUGUCUGUGACAGUUUGAGUGUAAUCAGUAUCUAAGACAUACGAUUCAAAAUGUUGCUGUUCCUUUAUCCUACCACGCAACACCUUUUGUGUCUUUUUAAAAACUACUUCAAAACCAGUGACAUCUAUACGGUGUGCAGGGUUAUGUACCUCUACACUCCUCCCACUAAUGUACAAGUCCAAGGCUUUUUGUAAUUCCACAGGUGCAUGCUUUGGAAUAGCUGUUUGUUGUUUUCAUGGGUUCAGUGAGACAGGCUGUAUUGUUGCUCAGCCUCAGAAGAAGUGAGAGGCUUUUUCAUGGGAGUUUAUUUUAAUGGCUGUAGCUUCAAAGGUGGGUGGGCUGGGAUGAGGGUAAAGAUGUAUAAUGGUGGGUUAGCAGGGAGACUUGUAUUAAAGAGAAGACUUUAAAGGAGAAAAAAUAGAAUUAUUUUAUGAAGCUGCAAGAGAGGAACUAUUAUAUUGGAUGGGUGCAUACUAGUCAAUCGUGUUUUGAGAUUGCUUGGUAUGUUUGUGUGGUGUUUUGUUUUGAAGGUUGUCUUAUAUUUGAAGAAGUAGGUGGGCAAUAUAAAAGGGAAUUUUAAUAGGAAAUUCUUCAGAUACUUUAGCACAUGUUCUCUUGGCUGAUUUUCCCCACCCCUCCCCUGAAGUCUCUUGUCACUUUGGCCUCUGUGAGUUUCCAUAGAGUAGGGCUUUUGCUUCUCUUUGAUGUGGUGCAAAAUUGUAGUCCUUUACAAGAUGGCUGACUUAAUCUAAAAUUUCUCCAAGGGUUUUUUGUUCACCCUGUCAGUGUUGGAAGGAGGCUAGGGAAGGCACUAGCUUUGUUGGAGUUUGUCCCAAAAGGAGAGACCCAGUGCUAGAAAUAAUGAAGUGACAGUGGGAGCAGAAAACAGCUUCACAUGGUAUGGCAAAGAGAGUUUCUCAUUUCUCCUUCAUAAUCACUUUAACUUGAGGGUAAAGGAGGUGGGGACACAUUUUUCAGAUAUGGUCAGGAGGUGCACUUGGCUGAGAUUUCUGGGUGUGUGUUGACUGUGUUUUCAGUCACGUGUCUCCCUCCACAUAUUAAUAUUUCCUAGUGUGAUACAUAAAUAGGAACACAUCUUUCCCAUAAUAUGUGAAGCAGCCUGUGUGUGAGAGGGCGGCCCAUCUGCUGGUAGAAUCCUUAGACUUUUGGGUCUCAAAUCAUAAUGCCUGAUUUAAAAAUAGGGAUUCAGAUAGCAACUCCUGCAUUGGCAUGGUGCCAUACCUGUAGCUGCUGGAGUUCAGUGCAGUGGUGGCUGCCGUCAUUGCCCAUCCUUCUAGCCCGGUUGGAGUAGCAACCAUCUGAAUUAUGUUGGUAGCCCCUGUCUGGCUCAUAGCUGUCAUGUGCUGAGUCAGCAACAGCUGAGAUGCCAGACUCCUGCCUGGAAGGACCCUAAAGGGUUUUCCCUGGGGAGGAGGUAAGUUGACAGCAAAGCCCUGGCAGGUUGAUACUGAAGGGCCAAUUGGAUGGAGAAAGAGUAUGGUGCUGUGCUGGUGGUUGCUUGCAUCAAUGUUAUCUCUUCUGUGUCAUUACAACCAGCUAGCUACAUCAAGAUGAACAGGCUAGAGAUAUGGUCUAGAGUAACUAGUCUACAGCGUUGUGGGAGAUUUGAGUUUACAUAGCACCAGGAGCCAUUCUGAUACAAAGAUUAGUCUGCUGUUCUGGCAUUGACUUUGGCCACUUUGACAUUAACAGUCCCAACCCCUAAUUGGCAUUCUUGGGGGCUCUGUUCUGUCGGGAUUGUAUCAGCCUAUUAGCCCAUUUGCUCCCAGAGACUUGAACAUUUCCCUCCUCAGAAGAACCAUCACUCUUGAGGGAGGAUCAAUGUGUGCCCCCACCUUCUCAUUUGGCGCACACUCUCCAAAUAGCAAAUUGUGUUGAUCUUUCCUGUUAAGUGGCAACCAUGGUCUCUGCCACAAUAUAGCCACUAGAGGGUGACAGAAAGCUACUGUUAUUAUUUAGUGACUUGAUGAGCUGAGUCGGAUUGCCUUGAAUCUUUAUGAAUUUUCCAUCAUGUUGAUAGAGGAUAAGAGACAUCCUGUACACAUACUUCAUUCAAAGAUGGCAUAUGGCUUCAGUGUGGGGAAAACCAGGGGAAUAUUCUUUGUGUCUGUGCCAUGCUUGUUGUCCUUUUUGUUCUUAGAGAAGAGAGUUUGAUGAAAGGGGGGGGGGGAGAGAAAGAAAAGACUAGUUUUGCAAAAAAAAGAAAAGAAAAAAGGAAAAGUUUUUUGUAAAAAAAAAAGGUAAUGAGAUUUUUACAGACAGAGGAGGAUAGAGAAUUUAAAACUAUUAAAUGCAGUGAUUGCACAAAUUGUAGUGAUAUUAGCUGGUCCUUAAAGAAGAGAGUAUUUUUAGUAUUAGUGUGUGGUACGGAGGGUGGUGUUCAGAUCGUUCAAAUUGGGUGAGGGAAGAGCAAAGAGUGUGAGAAGAGCAGCCUUUUCCAAGCAGAAGAAGCAAGUCUGUGUCUUAGAAAACUAUUUUUCUUCUCUCUGCUACCCUUAACAUAAGGAGUGGGGAGAAUGCCUGCCUUCCUGUCCUCCCUUCCUCCCUCCCUAAAUAUGAUGGAGCCAGAGUUCAGCCUCAUUCUGGCAAAGCGUUGUCAGGUGAAUUAUGUGGCAUUUUUUCAUUAACUUGCUGGUGCAAGUUAAGAGUCUGGACAUCACGAUGACCUUUUGAAGUGAGACCUACUGAAUUAAAUGGAACAUGUUGCUGCUUUGUGGCUGUUCAGUAAGAUCUAGGAUCUCUGACAAGCAAGAAACAUGUGUUAGGCAGCUGUAAAGCUAACAAAGUCUUAGAAGCUGGCAAAACAUUCUUCUCAUUCAUCAGCAGGUCAACUUCAGUAAAUACUGGGGUUGGCAUUCAAGAAAUCCCUUUAAAUAACUAAACUCACUGUACAUCCUCCAAGUCCAUGUAAACCAGAGAUUUAAUAACCUUCAUACGUCAGGAGAAAAGAUCAGGGCCUUCCUGAGGAUGACAAACACUAAACUAUGGCAUCCUCAGGAAGGCCCUGAUCUUGGGCUGCAGUGGUCGCUUUCAUUCUUGGCCCUGAAAGAAAGCAGGUGAAAGGAGCAAGGGAGGCCUUACAGACCAAGUAUGCAAUUAACAUUUUGGAGGAAGGGUCGCCAUGAAAGUGGGGGAUAGUCCACACACAAAAAGGAUAACGUGACUUGAUAUACAGUUGGACAGUGUGACAGCUGGGUGUAAAUACUGUCCAUAAAGUUACCUGUCUGCACUGAGUGGUAGCAGAUGGGUUAGUGUUCUUUCUCCUGGUCCAAAGAAGGUAUGAACAACUGCUAGGCUUAACAUGAACCAAGAAAGAGUUCACUUAUUCCCUGGCAGCAGCCUGCGCCAUCUGGGAAAUCCCUCCAUUCCAUUUUGAGACUCCUAUGUCAGGAAAAUCCUUGUAAUGCAAAUGUGUUGAACACCUUGCAAGCCGUUUGGAUAGAUACAGGACAGAGGAACAAUCUCCUGGUUUUUAUAGGGUGCAGACUGGAAUAAGGGGAAUGAAGAAUGGCAGUUCUUAAUGGAGCAAGUUUGUGUCCUGCUCCUCUGUGUGCAGUUUCCUUUAGUGUCUGCAGAAAUGGCUUUCAUGUUUAUCGCCUGCAUGCAAAAUUGUACCUUUGCUUCCAUGCUCUUAAUUAUUCACUUCUAGCAGCAAGGCAGAGCUGAAAUGGAAAUUCGGCAUCUGGUUAGGAAGAAGUAUUAGAUGUAUCUCCAAGAAAGCAAAAUCUUUCCCAGGUUUGUGCCUCUGUUGUGCAGAGAUCUGUUUUUCACCUGUUCACUUUUAGGGGAGCUCCCUUUUUCUCACCUAUUCCUAACCAGUAGAACUGCGAUAUACUUACUCAGUGGGACUUCCAUCCUAUAUUCCUGUGUAUGCUAGCUUAUAUUUUGUAAUUGGUUGUUGAUAGUUAUGGUUAUACAUACAGGGAGUGGGCGGUGUUAAGAAAGUUCAUGAGAACAAGCCAGACCUGUAAUUCUGGGUGAGCUGCUCAAAUACUGUGCCCCCCAUCUCAGGAGAAUUUGCCUCUGUUAUUUGAUAAUUUAGACCUCCCCAGACAAAAAAAGGAUGUGCUGUCUAAUCCUACCUCCAGUAUAAAAUGGGUGUUAUCUGAGCUGAAUGUUCUGGUCAUCAUGGUCUCAUGUUUGGCCUUUUGUGUUUUGAGGAGGAUCAGUUGCUUUGCAACAUGCUUUGCUGUCCACCUUCUGUGCAGCCUGCAGUUGCCCAAAGAGCAACUUUUUGGGCAACUAAGAUGAAAGGGGGGGAAAUAGGAUAAGGGGAUCCCCCCAUGCCUGAUACUGCCUCGGCUGAGGAAGCAUUGGGGUUGUUGAGAAAAUUGGGACACUCUUGGUCCCAGCAGGUGUAGAAUUCCUAUUGUGGUUUGGGCAAGGAAAUGUAAUAGCCCUGAAAUGGAUUUUCCACUAAGUGCUCAGAGUCCCUCUAUGAGCCUUCAUGUCACUAUUUUUCCUCCCCUCCCUUGCCUCUUGCCCUGAGGCCUUGCACUGUAUUGCCUGGUGCAUCCUGUGCACUAAUGUUGCUUGCUUUGCUGCUUAUUUUGACUGUCUACUAAUGGUGCAAGAGCUGGGAUCUUACUUUCUUUUUAUUGUAAGUGUAUGUACUUUGUAUAUAUAAAAAAUCCUCCACUUAACCCGCUACUGUGCUUUGUAUUAAGCAAAGGCAGCAUGGACCAGUAGCAUGACCAUAAUGCUGAGAAUUAGGAAUGCUUGAACGCUGUGAUCCAUAAGCCAAUUAGCUUCUUUCGGGGUGGGGGGUCCUGGUCCUCUAGCUAAAACAGGGAAGGGGGGGAUUGCUGUAGUAAAAGCUGUUUUUAUGAACAGCCCUAACUGUACUAUCACUUAAUAUUUUCCCAGUAUAUAUGUUAGCUCACAACCACUUCUGGUUUUGAGAACCCACAAAAAUAAAGUUAAGGGUUGGCAUGUUUUUCUGCUCCAUAUGGCUUUUUCUCUCAAGUUGGUACAGCAGCAACAACAACCUGGCUGGCUCUUAGUCUUCUCCCCUACUGUCUCUCCUGACCUUCUUCAGAGUUCCACUGGCUUUUAUUGGCAUAGGGGUUAAUUGCCCAGGUUACUUCUGAAUAGUUAAAUGCAUAACCUAUGAACAACAUAUGAAGCGCCUUAUAUUGGACUGAGUCAGCUCGUUGGUCCAUCCAUUCCUCUUGGCUAUUCUGAUGGGCAGCGACUCUCUGAAAGAGACAGAGCUUUCCCACCCCAUCUUAAUAGAAGGUGCUAGGGAUUGAGCCUGGGCUGUAAUUACAUGCAACACAUGUGGUUUUUACUACUGAGUUGCGAUCCUUCCCAAUGUCAUUUUUUUAUGCUCCUUAUCCAUGUCCUCAGUGAUUAAUAGCCAAAGGAUUUUCCUUGAAAUAGGAAGGGGGUUUGAAACUGGUGUCCAUCUAUAUAUGCAGACAUGACUGUGACACAGAUCAUAUGACAAAGACUGUGUAAGUACUGCAAGGGUGGAAUUUUAAUAUAGGCUUUUGAAUUCAGCAUCUUAUGAGACUGUAUUCUUUCUCUUUUUAACCUUUGGAUUCUAACCUUUUUGCUCCCAAUGACUAGCAGAAGCAGAAUAAAUUAUGCAAACGAAGUAAAUUAUACAGAUGAAGUUAACUUGUAUAACUUAGGCAUCCUGCAACUUUUGGUGCGGGCAAAGUCUAGAUUGCCUUGUUGCAGAGUUAUUUAUGCAUAAAUAUUGUCUGAACUACAAAAUAUAUGUCACCUUCAUAAAGACUUCAUUUGUGUCAAGGAAAAGUAACAUCUUAAUGUAAGCAAUGUGAUCUCAGGGUUGUUUCAGUACAUGAGAACUUUAUGGGAUUAGGCUCAUAGUUUAUAUCUUGGGUGCAGAACCUCAGGACCUGGGGGCCAAAUCCCAGGUAGCCACACUCCUUUCCCCGGCUUCACCCCUUUCCCCCUAACCCCCAAUUGUUUGGUGGUCUCCCACCAUUGCCGCAUCUUCCCCCCGCCAUUCGAAAAGCCUGAAAUGCCCCCUCCUACGGCUUAGUUACUGGCAGUAAGAGCUUUAAGAUAAAAUAUGCUGGUAUCUUUUGCCUUCAGCCCCACCCAGUGCUGGAACGUGGCCCCUGAAAGUUUCUCUGAAAUGGAAUUUGGCCCUUGGGCUGAAAGCGGUUCUGUGCUCCUGAUCCACAUCCUAUUGCUGUCUCCAUUGGAGGCUGUUAUUGAAUGCUACAUGCACAAUAGGACAGAAUCUAAAAACUACGCUAAUUGUUUACUCUCUGGGCUGAUUGCCAAUUGCCCAGCUGGAACAAGAGACUCCACAGUGCUCAGGUUGGUCCCUCCGAAUCGUUAGGGUCUUGGGAUUACUUGGUUGAGUUCUCUAUUCCUUAAAUCCCAAGUGGGUGGGAAGAAAAACGUAUAUAUUUCUGUGGCUGUAUUCUUUUUGUGUAUCACAAGAUGAAACUGCCUAGGGCUCCCAGCAGUUCAAUUCUUGACAACAAAGGAGCAUGCCCAAGAGGUGCUUGGAUCCUGAUGAUUUAUCAAUCCAAUAUUUUACCUAAGCGAUAUUCCAUAUUUAGCGCCUGCCCUGGAGGAAUGCAGAUAACAUCUGAACAGGCAUCACAUUCUUUGCUUGUGAAGGUGGAAGAAAGCUGUAGUGCUGCUUCACUUGCUCAAAAAACGGAGAAAAAGAGUGUAUAGAGUUCUUAGGGGGGAAGUGGGUGGGUGUAUAUUAUCAAACGGAUAAGUAGAGCAACAAAAGAGAGGAGAACAAAGGAAUAUAAGGGGUUGUGUCCAGAUGUAAGCAAAAGGUACCUCCCUCUCAUGGAAGGCAGAUCCUGGACCCAACCCAAGAACUAAAAGGACUUUUUUCUCUCUUUGCAAUAGGCAGUAAAAGAUACUUUGUAGGUGAAGAUGUUUUCCAGAUUAACUUAAAAUGUAACAUUCUGUAAACCCUUUCCUGUUUUCCAGAGCACUUAAAAAUGUUAUAAGCACAUGCUUUAAAUAUAAUUUCAGCAUUCUCCUAUUGGGGUCUCGAGUGUUAACAACUUUAUCAUUUCAAAUGGGGUCUUCUGUCCAAUAUUAUUUGCCUGACCCCCAGGAUCAGUGUUAGUUACAGGCUCUUAGAAAACCAGUCAUUCCAUGCUGUGUUUCCAGGCACAAGAAUGGCUUGCAGGAAUUAACCUGUGUCAUUAAAUAGCUUAGCAGGGAAUUUUUAUUACUCCUUCUGCUGAGACUCUUGAAUCUUUCAGUAGCCAUGUCUUGGAAAUAGAUAUAUGCAGUCAACACUUUUUUUUAACAUUCUUGAGCACUUGGAAGACAUGGGGAAACUCUCCAACAUUCAACAUAUAGUACCCAGUUCUGUUGCAUUUGGGCUUUUCUAUUGAGCUAAGCAAAUAUCUUAGUAAAGCACCUGUUCUUCAGAGGCUGCUGUAAGUGUGUAACCAGUGAUAGAUUGCCCUGUGGUGUUCAUAGGCCCAUCUCAGUGGCAGGACAGGUGUCUAUUUUAACCUGGCAGUAACAUGGUAGUUUUAAUUCUGAGGAUAUCUUUUCCUUGUAGCACCUGAAAUGCAAAGAACAGGGGAAAUCAGUGCAGAUAUAAAAGAGAGGUGGCAAGAUCUGUGAAUAUUUUCUAAGGUGAGUGGCACAGAAGCAAGUGGUUGUCAGAAAGUGGGAACUUCUAAGGACAUCAGAUUUGCUUCAUGAUGGUUACUGCUGCCACCCUGAGGUAAAUAGAUCCAACAAUGGCUUUAGUGAAGUUCCAGACACUUCUCCCCUCCCCGAAACCUGCAAUUUUAUACUCAAACCACUUGAUGUUCUUGUCCUUCUGUCAGUUCUCUUGAAGAAAAGCCUCUCACUUUCACAUAGACAAUUGCAAGAAGGUACGGAAUUGGUGCUUGCUCCUCUUUUGCAUUCACCCUUGCACUUGCCAAUGCCAGGCCUCAACUUUGCCAAAUCUGAUCUGAUCUUCAGUAUGAUCCCACAGAGAAUUAGUGAAGUUGAGGCCCUUGUUAACAUAUAAGGGCUUUCUAUGGGAUGUCAGCACUCACUUUGGACUUACAAAAUUUCAAAUACUUGAGUGCUUCUUGCAAGCUGGUGCAUUUAGCUUUUGCAAAAUUGAGGCGUUCUGCUAAAUUUUGUAAAAGGGUGAGCUGAAGUUGUUGAGUUCUUGCCUCUUGGCACACAAAAUAGGCUUUAAAAACCAAUAGCUAAAUAUAUAUCUGGUAACUUUUUUUAUUUUGGAAAAAUACAUUUAAUGAAACAAUUGUGCACGAAUGAAGUGUUAUCUAUUAUUAUUUUUGUCUUAUAAUUCAUUAUUAAAUAUAGUGUUUGCAUUUGCUUGGUUGCUUUUUAAAAUCCAGUUCCCAGCUGGCUAAACUGUCUAGGGUGGAUGGAUGGGAAGCGUAAUGGGGGAGGGUGAUUGAAUCGCCUUUCUCAUUGGUAUUUCCAUCCAAAAAGUGGCUUGCUCCAGGUUUUGCAGGGGGUUGUGCUAAUUACUCUCGUAUUCUUGUACAUUUUGUUCUUUCUGCUGCUCUUGAGUAUUGUAUCAAUGCCAGAAAUGGGGAGUUAAAAAGAUGAACCCCAAUAAAUUGUUACAUUCCAAA